Gymnodraco acuticeps is the source of this 4121-nucleotide messenger RNA. RefSeq names its product solute carrier family 22 member 23 (gene slc22a23b). Gene Ontology annotation, cellular component: membrane. Gene Ontology annotation, biological process: transmembrane transport. Gene Ontology annotation, molecular function: transmembrane transporter activity. The record is from RefSeq and is a predicted model, not a curated record. Bases 1 to 1911 code for a protein of 636 amino acids. The transcript has 10 exons. Lineage: Eukaryota; Metazoa; Chordata; Actinopteri; Perciformes; Bathydraconidae.
AUGGCAGCCGGCCGGCUGGAGGCGCAGGACCACCCGCCCGAGAACGGCUUCACCCCGCUAGAGCACCCGGUGCCCCGGCUGCUGCCUCACAUCGACGGCUCGGUGCUACCGUCCCUGGGGGGCUUCGGGAAGCAUCAGAAGCAGCUCGUGGUCCUGACCUGGAUCCCGGCAUUGUUCAUCGGCUUUAGCCAGUUUUCGGAUUAUUUCCUCCUGGCUCAACCCCAUGUCACGUGCUUGCAACCUCUCACCAACGAGACCAACUGGACCGCGGGACCCCCGCCGGUCACCGUCCCCGGUGGCGCGCCCGCGUGGCAUCUCAAAGUCAACGGCACCGGGGAGGGACUGGGCGACAGCAACGGUAUGCUGUGCGCGUGCAAGGAGUGGAGGCUCGAGCUGCAGACGGGACUUAGCCAGAAUGUGGUUACCAAGUGGAACCUGGUGUGUGACUCAGCCUGGAAGGUGCACAUUGCCAAGUUCUCUUUGCUGGUGGGCUCCAUAUUUGGCUACCUAGUGAUGGGUGUCAUGGCUGACUGGUUUGGUCGACACCCGGUGUUGAUUAUCUCGGUGCUUUUCAUGCUGGGGUUUGGUGUGAGUGUUGCCUUCUCUGUAAACGUCACCAUGUUCAGCACCUUGCGCUUCUUUGAGGGUUUCUGCUUGGCGGGCCUCGCUCUCUCCCUCUACGUGCUCAGAAUCGAGCUUUGUUUGCCAGCCUGGCGCUUCUCCAUGACCAUGGUGGCCAGUUUUCUGAUGGUGGUCGGGCAACUACUGAUGCCAGGGGUGGCUGCUCUGUGUCGCAAUUGGCCGGAUCGGGAUGACUGGCAGGUCCUGCAGAUUGUCAUAAUCAGCCCCUUCGUUCUGAUGCUGCCCUACGUCUGGCUUUUCCCUGAGUCGUUGCGCUGGUUGCUGGCCACCCAGCACUACAAGAGGUCCAAAGUCAUGAUGCUGAGCAUCGCCAGGAAGAACGAGGUUAACUUGACAACUGAGCCCAGUGGAGUUCUUACAGAGCUGGAGCAGGAGCUGCACAAGAAGCCCCAGAGGACCUGCAUUGUCAAGAUGAUGAGCACCAGGAACCUGUGGAAAAACAUUGUGGUGCUGUGUGUCAACUCGCUGACAGGUUAUGGGAUUCACCACUGCUUCGCCCGCAGUAUGAUGGACCCGGAGGCCCAGCCAAUUGCUCUGUGCCAUGCGGACUACUACACUAUGGCUGGCAUCGCCGUGGCAACCUGCCUGGCUGUUUGCCCCGCGGUGGGGUUGAUGGGUCGGCGUGGAGGGCUGCUCACCUUCAUGAUCAUAACAGCCCUGGCAUCGCUACUGCAGCUGGGAUUACUCAACCUAUUUGGGAAGUACGGCCUUCGCCACGACACAGUUCUGCGCGAUACCCUGAACAGGAAAUUCUCGGUGGCUUUCUCCAUCAUCGGCAUGUUCUCCUCUCAUGCAGUCAGCACACUCAGCAUAUUCUUUUGUGCUGAAAUUACUCCUACUGUCAUCAGGGGUGGAGGACUUGGCCUGGUCCUGGCCAGCGCCGGCUUCGGCAUGCUCACUGCGCCCAUCAUGGAGCUCCACAACCAGAAAGGCUACUUCCUGCACCACGUGAUCUUCGCCUGCUGCACCCUGCUGUGCAUCAUCUGCCUGCUGCUGCUGCCCGAGCCCCGGGGCCAGCCCCUGCCGGAGAGCAUGGCGGACGGAGAGACCUUCACCCGUCAGACGCUGCUCCACCCAGGAGAGCAGCACCUGCUUCUCGCCAAGACUGACGGGGACUACUCCCGAGUCCACGACACGCCGCUACACCUCACGACCACUGGGGGCGCUACGGUGGCAGCAGCAACCGCUCUGGCAGCGGUUCCUGCCUCCUACGCCCUGGCCACUGGAGGGGAGGUGAUUGGAAAUCAUGCCAUAGCCAAUGGAGUGUGAGCAAUAGCAAUUGUUGAAUACUAUUGCUCAAGCAUUAACUUGAACUGGAACAUUUUCAAGGGAGAAAAUAACUUUUCGAAUGAACCAGAUGAACUCUUUAACGCUGAGAUUUGAGACGGUGACGAUAAUACAUUUGUGUAGUUUGUAGUGACUAUGAUUCAUUCAGGAGUUGCCAAAAAUAUUGUACUGGACGAAGUUUACCUGAAGUCAGUGUGUGUUUGGUAAUAUGAAAGUCUUCAGUGGUGAUUUGUCUUGCUCUGUAGUCCGCUUUGUCGAGAAUGAUUUACAGGUGAAAGGAGCAGACGCAGGCAAGUGAGAAGGGCAAAGUGGAGCAGACUAGCUUUCAAUAACGUGUGCUCUGUGACUUUUCUGUUUGACGUUUUGACUCGUUGAGAGAGGAUCUCACUGCAUCUUAUAAUUCUUUAUAAGUUAUUUUUGCACUAUAUGUCAGAGGCACAAUCAAGUGUUUGGGAUUUUCGGGCCAACAUGUUGGAGAGUGGAGACCCAGGGAUUGGCUAAACCACUACCACUGUCUCUUUGCAUGAAAGGGCACAAAUUGUUUUACAUGUAUUUUUCUUCUUAUUUGUGGUCCCUUUGCUCGAAGUCCAACGUGGCACUUUGUCCUCAGAGAUGAGGUCGGGGUGGGCACUGAUUUUUUUAAACAGAGCAUUACUGUUUCUGGUGUGGGUGUAUGAUGGUUUUCUCUUGUGCGGGGAACAGCCGGAGACCUCUGCAGAAUGUAAAUGUAGCCUGUAGCGACUGCUGAACAAAUCUGAGAGUUGAACGGACAUAAGUGUGCACAUGUCUUAUGACGCAUUUCAGCAUUUGAAUGGCUUUAUGAUGGCUCUGUUGUUUUGAACUAAACAGAGAAUGUAUUUCAAGAAAACCAGUAUUUAUUUUUGUCAUGCUGCCACGGGCAAUUUUGUUGCUUGAAAUACCUCCUUAACUAGCAAAUAUAUUUCCACUCCAACUCACUCGUUGUUCUCUGUACUGUGGUAAUGUUGUACUCCUGCUCCUAGGAUGUGUUACUCUAGCCAGAAAGCACAAUGUUUUACAGUUUUUUGAAGUAAACGUUUGUGAAGAUUAGAUUAGAGCAGUGUGUUCUGCACAGUCCUGGCCUAGUUGUUAUUAGUGUACAGUUAUACACUUUAUUACGUAAGUAUCCCUUAAGCCUGCAUUAAAAUGUAAGGUAUGUAUACAUGUAGUAGGGCUGCACGAUAUUGAAAAAAACUGACAUUGCGAUAUUUUUUUUCCCCCUGCGAUAUAUAUUGCGUUUUUUUUAACUAUAUUUAACCGGAUGAAGGAUUUUAGUCACGGACGUCUGGAUCUAAACUGGUUGACUCAUCGUACCUUAAGUCAUGAUCUAACAUGUCAUGAUAAUGCAUGCUGCUUACCCUCAAAUAAGGGGGUUCAUCUGUGAAUGACGAAGAGAAGAACCUUUUUGGAUCCAAAAUAGUUCCAGAUGGCAGAUGUUGCUUUUCUUUUUGGAAGUAAAUCUUCAUUCUCUCCGGUAUUGUCCUCCUGAGCCUCGCUCAUUUUUCACCGGUGUUUUGAUGGUCUGCAAACUAGCGGGGCGGGGCCUGCUGUGAUCUGAUCAAGAAUGAUUCUGAUUGGUGGUUUGCUGUGCAUGCAGAGCCUGCAUGUCACUCACUCAAGUACCCCUGACAUGAGAGCCGCGCAAGUUUUCCUUUUGUAGCAAGCAGCAAAAUAAUUGUAACAUGACGUGUUUGAGUUAAUUCACCUAAUAUCGCACGUCCUAAAAAAAAAAAAAGAAAAAAAAAGAAAUAUAUUAAUAAAAUCGCACGUCCCUGCGAUCUGAAUAUCGCGCAUGCGCAUAUCGCGGUUAUCGCCAUGACACGAUAUAUCGUUCAGCCCUAACAUGUACCAUUCAUUCAUAAUGUGUGGACCAUCGACUUUUAUAGGAUAUAAGCACAUUGAAUAGAUACACCAUUUCUGUCAUCCAAAUAUACGUGAAUCUUUUUUAAUCACAUUUAGCGCUCAGUACGUAUUUUGAACACCCUGUAUGGUUUGCUAGAUUGUAUGUUUUCGACAGUUAAACACUCGGAGAAAAAAAAAUAACUCAACUACUAAUGUCGUUUUCUAAGUGUUGUUUUUUUAAUAUGAUGCAUUUGUACAAAAAGCCAUAGGCCUACAUGUUUUGAUAAUAAACCACUUAAUUUAUUAUGUCAAUAAAAGAACACUUGAUGUGA